Molecule: messenger RNA, 1089 nt
Organism: Panicum virgatum (switchgrass)
Lineage: Eukaryota; Viridiplantae; Streptophyta; Magnoliopsida; Poales; Poaceae
Exons: 5
Coding region: 269-829 (186 amino acids)
Source: RefSeq, a predicted model, not a curated record
ACCACGGACAGCGCGAGGGGCCCCUAGCUAGUUAGUGUUCGUCAGGCCGGCCUACCCCGUUGCCGCGACCACGAGAGUCACGCGCCCUCCAAUUACAGGCGGCUACAUAAAGCUGGCGCAGAGCCAGGAUUUCAUGCCAAAGUUUUAGAAGAAAGCAGCAGAAGCAUACCACACUGCCCCACGAGCAAUAAGCUUGCCUGGCAUUCAGAAGAGAGCAGUAGCUCCGGCGACGCAGAGGAAACCUGUACGUAAUCUUUUAGACCCUCCCAUGGCCGCGCUCAGUUCCUCUGCUCCUUACAAACCGGCGAUCGCCACAUCGGCUCCUCGACGACGGGGAGGCCUUGCUGGCUUAACGAUGAUGAGCUCUUCAGGCAUGAACAGCGCCCGUUUCCCGCCGAUCAAAGGAUCAGCUACACGAAUUUCUGCGGCUGAUCCUGGAUGUACUCCCGUCCCAGCUCCGUCAGGCGGAAACCUCCCCAUUCCCGGCAUUCCUCCAUGGGCCCAGUGGUUGGUUGGUGCAAUCGUGUUCGCAGUUCCCCUUUACAGACAGUUCAGAGCAAUGGAAGAUAAGCUAGAGAAGACGGCGGAGGUGGCGAUCGAGGUGAUCGACAAGGUGGCCGAGGAGACGGAGAAGAUCGCCGACGAGGAUGCCGACGCGUUCCCCGGCAAUGAAACGCUCAAGAAGGCAGCAGCGAAUAUCAAGGCGGUCGCGGAUGAGAUCGAGGAAGAUGCCGAUAAAGCUGAGGCCCUGAUCGAGAAGGUUGAUGAGAUAAACAAAGAGAUGGAUUCCAUAGUUGAUUCUAUAAUCGACAAGGACAAGAAGAAGUAAGAACUCUAUAUAGAUAUAUACGGCGCUCAAGGAGAGGAAAGGAAUAAGAGAGAACCAGCGCGCGAGCGAUUGUCCAUCGCCUGUUUGUCUAAGCUCGUUACGUUGUUUCUUGUCAUGUGCUUGUACACGGUCACCGAAAGGAACCACGCGAAACCAAACCAAUCACGGAUUUUGUCGAUAAAUAUUCAUGUUCAUGUGUUGUCACUGUAGUGAAAAGAUAAGAGAGCGGUUUGGAAGAGUUUCUCCCCAAACAGGCUUCA